Messenger RNA from Styela clava, 381 nucleotides. The record is from RefSeq and is a predicted model, not a curated record. Lineage: Eukaryota; Metazoa; Chordata; Ascidiacea; Stolidobranchia; Styelidae.
AUGUUGAAUCCUCAAGAUUUAACUCAAGUUUUGAGUCAAGCAAACACUGGGGGAGUACAAAGCACACUUCUUGUCAACAAUGAAGGAUCCUUAGUCGCAUUUUCUGGAUAUGGAGAUACAAAUGUUAAUGUGAAAGCUGCCAUUACGAGUAGCAUUUGGUCUGCAUAUGAGAAAAGUGGAAGUAAUGCACUUAGUAAUGAAAAUCUACAAUUUAUGCUUUUGGACUGCGAUGAUGGUCGAGUUGUCAUGACGAGAGUUGCAAGUUUGAUUUUGUGUCUUUUUGCAGAAAAAUCUGUCAAUGUGGGAAUGUUGAAAGCAAAAGCUGAUGCAUUGACAAAAUAUUUGAGUGAACCUCUCAAAAACCUUGCGUUAGUUACAUAA